Molecule: messenger RNA, 1726 nt
Organism: Meriones unguiculatus (Mongolian gerbil)
Lineage: Eukaryota; Metazoa; Chordata; Mammalia; Rodentia; Muridae
Gene: Fam237b
Product: family with sequence similarity 237 member B
Exons: 2
Coding region: 466-888 (140 amino acids)
Source: RefSeq, a predicted model, not a curated record
CUUAGAGCUUUUAACAGGUCUCUAGCCCUGAGAGAAUUUUCCUGUGCACGCAGGCGUGUCUCGCUGAGGGAGAAGGUAGCUGGGGGUUGGUGACUGUCCACUGUCAGCACCGAUCUCAGAGAACAGGAUGAGGUAGCCAGGAAGACAGAUGUGAUCAGGAUGAAGGCAAGCCUGAGUUGGCAGCGGCAGGAAGAGCGGCGUGGUCCGGGGACCCCAGGGGGCGUGGCCAUCUCUCCGUAGGCUCGCUCCGUCCCUAGAAAAGGAGCGGCGGUCCAGCCGGGCUGUCUCCAGAGCUGCGCCCGCAACAGAGCCGCUAGCACAGCGCAGACGGUCCCCGCUCCCAACCCCUGCUACCUCCUUCCUUCUUCCAGGGCUGGGACGUCCUGAGCCUGCAGGGACACCUCCCGGCCCCCAGCGAGGAGGCUGCACGGAUACCUCGGUCUCCCAGUCGGAGGCGCAUUCAGGAUGGAUUCUGCUGCAAGAAGAUGGUUCUAUCUUCUCUUGGGCUGCAUCAUGCUGUUCCAUCUCACCAACGCUGACUUCGAAUUUCAAAAGGGGGUGCUUGGCAGCGUCAGUCCCAGCAUCACAGAAGACAUAGAUCUCCAGUGCUGGGACACCUGCUCUCUGGCACUGAUAGACCUGAAGGAACUCAAGAUAGAGCACAGCGCGGAUGCUUUCUGGAAUUUCAUGCUGUUCUUGCAAAAAUCUCAGCGCCCUGGCCAUUACAACGUCUUCUUAAACAUAGCCCAAGACUUCUGGGACAUGUACAUAGACUGCUUGCUGUCGAGGUCUCAUGGGAUGGGCAGAAGACAGGUGCUCCCUUCCAAGUAUCAUUUCCCGCAGAAAAUGGCAGAAGGUGGUGAUCUGAAGGUAUACCUACGCAAGUAACAAGGUGGUUUUGAUUUAAAAACUCGCUCUUCAGUCCUAUUAUUUCAGGUGUAUCAAAUAACCUAGCAAGUUUUCUGUUUAGUUUUUUUUUUAUAACACACACAUCUAUAUUAUUUUUACAUUACUUAGGAAUCAUGAAAGUGCUUGAUUAUAGGUGACCUUGGAACACGCAUGGCUAGGUCAUUAACAUCAUCAUAUUGUUACCCCAUGAGUAAUUUCAUAAGAAAGCCAGAAAGCUCUGUAUAUAUUCAUAUUGUAAGACUUCACGUCAGGCAUGUGGUAGCCUUUUCAACAACACAUUUUCAACUGGGAUAGAAAGAAUGGAAUCUUAUAUUAAUAAAUAUUAAUAUCUUCCAACAUGACAGAGAUAGAUUAUAAAAUAUGAGUUUUACAUUUAAGAAGAAAGCCACAAAAAAAAAAUACCUCAAGCAAGAUGCCAGCUGAGCACAUAUCCCUGUCAGUAUUUGUCAAGUCAAAUGUUACCUGCUGUACUUAAAAUUAUGAUUUCCAGUUUUUUAAUCUUGUGGUUUUAUUUCUUAGAUAAAAUAUUUGCCUUACUAUAGUGAUUGGAUUAUUUGCAAAUAUUUAGGUAAUUUGUUAUUAUUUUGUUAUUUAGAAAGCAUUUUGUCAGGUUAUCUUUGUUUUAAAAUACUACUUAAAGUAUGUUGUUUUUUCUUUUUUACUAGUCAGUUUAGUGAAGUUGUUAUUAAUUUUAUAAAGUAUCUGGUACCCUAAUUUGACUUUAAAACUGUGCCCCAACUAAUGCCAGCAUCUAAAAAUGAUAUUUAAUCUUGAUGUAAUGUUCUGUUUGCCUUCCGAAAUGUACAUUUCAACACUA